Symsagittifera roscoffensis is the source of this 2207-nucleotide messenger RNA. RefSeq lists its product as uncharacterized. Bases 599 to 1954 code for a protein of 451 amino acids. NCBI's taxonomy places the organism in Eukaryota, Metazoa, Xenacoelomorpha, Acoela, Convolutidae. Gene Ontology annotation, molecular function: GTP binding; GTPase activity. Gene Ontology annotation, cellular component: lysosome; nucleus; Gtr1-Gtr2 GTPase complex. The transcript has 7 exons. The record is from RefSeq and is a predicted model, not a curated record. Gene Ontology annotation, biological process: negative regulation of autophagy; cellular response to starvation.
AAUUUGUUCGUUAAUGGGUUGUAGUUACUUCGGUGUUUUGUCAGUGAGUUGUUUUUUGUGUCAUGCCAGAUGACAAGAUUUGAUCGAAGUCGGAGCACACCCUGUCUUUUUACUAGAUUUUGCACUAUCUUCAGAGGAUUCUUUGAAUAAGGGUUCAAUGAAAGCCCGGAGAUGGCUGUGGAUUGUCUUGCAAAUCGUAAACGUUCUCUGUGCCCCAGUGAUGACUUCAGAUAAUUCAGGGAGCUGGCCCCCACAAAAUAAACCAAAUAAACUCAUAUCACGUCGAUCUGCUCUGUUUCUUUUCAUCAAUCUUUUUGAGUUUCUUUCUACUGCGGUAUAUUCUGCGUAAGUGGUAGUUUUCUCAAUCUGCUUGGCUUGAUUCCCAACCAUCUGACUCUCUUUACUUCUAUUCACGUUAUAAUUUACUCUUCCAUAUCUAGAAAAUUCUUAGGAUUUUGACUGAAAUAUUUGAUUAAGGGACUCCUGACUGUAACCUCGGUUACUAUGAUACUUUACUUUUGACCUUCUGAUUAUAAUUAAUGAAUGUUUGCCUCAACAUAAAUAAUUGGUUCAGAAAGCAUGUCUCUGUAGAAUAGAAAUGACUCUCAACACUAGCGGAGAAUUUGAUGAAAUGGGCUCUUUUGGUGGCGUUGCCGUAGGUUCGCCUCAGUUAUUCGGCAGGACGGAUGAAGGUCAAGAUGCUUUCCGAGAUACAAAGCCUCGAAUCUUGCUAACUGGCAGACAGCGUUCGGGGAAAACAGCAAUUAACCGUGUAGUCUUUCAUAAAAUGUCACCUAACGAGACUUUAUUCCUCCAAUCUACAAGCAAAAUCCAAAAGGAUUCAAUCAACCAUUCUUCAUUUGUACGCUUUGAAGUUUGGGAGUUCCCCGGUCAACUCGAUGUAUUGGAUGCCAGUGUUAUCGAUUCAGAGAAAAUUUUCUCGCAGUGUCAUGCUCUCAUCUAUAUUAUUGAUUCCCAGGAUGAUUAUGCAGAUUCCUUGGAUAUCAUGAGAGCCGUGGUCACAAGAGCUUAUUCAGUCAAUCCUAAUAUCAACUUCGAAAUUUUUAUUCACAAGGUAGAUGGGUUGAACGACGAUCAUAAAAUCGAAAUACAACGAGACAUAUACCAUCGAGCCUACGACAAACUGAAUCAAGACGACCAAUCCAAUAUCACCCUCUCAUUUUCUCUCACUUCUAUUUAUGAUCACUCGAUUUUCGAGGCCUUCAGUAAAGUUGUACAAAAGCUUAUUCCACAAUUAGCUACUCUCGAGCACAUGUUGUCUAUAUUUGUCGAAAACUCAGGCAUUGAUAAAGCCUUUUUAUUUGAUGUGGUAUCCAAGAUCUACAUAGCCACGGAUGCCUCAGCGGUAGACAUGCAGACAUACGAAUUAUGCUGCGACAUGAUUGAUGUCGUGAUUGAUCUGUCAGGAAUCUACAGCAAUGAUGCGAUUCUGGAUGGAUUGGAAGGUGACAGUGGCAGUGUUAAUUCAGGCAUGUUUGAUUCCUCCACUCCUCCCAACUCGAAUGGAGUGGCGAUGGGCAGUAGCGUGCCCAACGGAUCUCCAAAUAUGGGAAUGGUUCAAGCCAACGACAAGGCUGCCAAUGGUAUCUUACUAGAUGAGGGUGGAUCAUACGACUACCAGUCGAGCAGUGUAAUCAAACUGACCAAUGGAAGUGUUAUGGUGCUAAAAGAAGUGAACAGAUAUCUUGCCCUUGUGUUUAUCAUGAGAGAUGACCACUACAAUCAAAAAGCACCUCUGGUUGACUACAAUUUCUUUUGCUUCCGGGGAGGAAUCCAGAAGGUGUUCAAAGCCACCAACCAAGCUGCCCUGAAGAGACGAAACCAACAGAAACAGAAAAGUGAAAACUUGUCUUCUCGGCAACAAUCACCCCGGAAAAUUCCGUCUCCCGGCACAAGUCCACUGCCUAUAGACAACAACGCUUAUAUCAACUGAAAAAUUGCUGAAUUUAAUUUAAUCUAAUUUCCCAAACGCCCAUUCAUCGAUUAGUCACUCAAUCAAAGAAAUUAUAUUUCGCUACACCUAUUUUGAUUAUUUGUAAAUCUCAAUCCUUUGUUAUCGAUGUAAUGGUAUGUUUUUCAAUUGUGAUGCAAGAGAUAUCUGUAGAUAUGAUACCCAUACUUAGAUAAAUAUUUCUUCCAAAAAAAUUUGAUUAUUGUAGUUAGAUGGAAUUUACAUCAGUAAUAGA